Molecule: messenger RNA, 390 nt
Organism: Micromonas pusilla CCMP1545
Lineage: Eukaryota; Viridiplantae; Chlorophyta; Mamiellophyceae; Mamiellales; Mamiellaceae
Product: H+-or Na+-translocating f-type, v-type and A-type ATPase superfamily
Exons: 1
Coding region: 1-390 (129 amino acids)
Biological process (GO): proton transmembrane transport
Cellular component (GO): proton-transporting V-type ATPase, V1 domain; membrane
Molecular function (GO): proton-transporting ATPase activity, rotational mechanism
Source: RefSeq, a predicted model, not a curated record
AUGACGCUCGAAGCGGACGGCGCGCUCGUCGGCGUCAUCGGCGACGAGGACACGGUGACCGGGUUCGUCCUCGCCGGCGUCGGCGACGUCGACGAGCGGCGGCGGCGGAACUUCCUCGUCGUGGACGACGACACCACCGAGGCGGCGAUACGAGAGAAGUUUAACGAGCUCGUCGCGCGUGGCGACGUCGCCGUGGUGCUCGUCUCGCAGCACGUCGCCGACCGCGUGCGACCGCUCCUCGACGCGCGCGCCGCGUCCGGCGCGACCGUCCCCGCGGUGCUGGAGAUCCCGUCGAAGGACGCGCCGUACGACGCGACGCGAGACGCCGUCUUAUCGCGCGCGCAGCGCGCGCUGGGACGAGGAGACGAGGACGAAGAACUCAGAGGAUGA